Molecule: messenger RNA, 792 nt
Organism: Rotaria sp. Silwood1
Lineage: Eukaryota; Metazoa; Rotifera; Eurotatoria; Philodinida; Philodinidae
Source: the annotation of a GenBank genome assembly
AUGAACAGAUACGUUUCAUUGCAUCCACUAGGUUCUCAAGGUAUUCAAUGGAAUCAUCGUAUUGUCCAUAUUGACCGUAUGUCACAUCAAGUUUCAUUUAACAACGGCCAUACAGUAACUGGCGUUGAUUUGAUUAUUGGAGCUGAUGGAAUCAAUGGUCUAGUACGUUCUUUUAAAUAUGAUCCUCUUACAGAUACUCCAUUAAAUUAUUUGGGUAUAUUGGUGGUAUUGGGAAUUACUGGACGCAUCGAUCAUUUUCUUAUAAAAGAUCGUGUAUUUCAAACUAUGGAUGGAUGCUUUAGGCUUUUUGCUAUGCCAUUUUCGAAAUCCAAACCAGAACAGUCCAUAAUGUGGCAGCUUUCUUUUCCUGUGAAUCUAACCUUAGCAACUCAAUUAUCACGAGAUCCAGAGAUGUUGAAGCAGAUGCUACUGGAAAAAUGUGCUGAUUGGCACUCACCAAUACCUGAAAUGAUCGAAAAAACACAACUAGAUCUGCUAAUGGGAAUACCAGCAUUUGACAGAGAUGUAGUAUCUCUGCCAGACUCAAAAAAGGACGGUAUUCAAAUUGCACUUGUUGGUGAUGCUGCUCAUCCAAUGUCUCCUUUCAAAGGUCAAGGUGCCAAUCAAGCUCUUUUGGAUGCUGUUGACCUAGCAGACAUUAUCGCACAGAAUAAUCUAGACUUGCAUGCAGCAAUCAACCAAAGUAUGUGCGGAUCAAUAAAAAUACCAGCAAGUUUAUUUCGGCGAUGUUCACGUUUAAUUAAAGCUGUAGCUUGUCGACGAAGUACAUAA